Messenger RNA from Prunus avium (sweet cherry), 4735 nucleotides. RefSeq names its product translocon at the outer envelope membrane of chloroplasts 159 (gene TOC159). NCBI's taxonomy places the organism in Eukaryota, Viridiplantae, Streptophyta, Magnoliopsida, Rosales, Rosaceae. Gene Ontology annotation, biological process: protein targeting to chloroplast. Gene Ontology annotation, molecular function: GTP binding; GTPase activity. Gene Ontology annotation, cellular component: chloroplast outer membrane. The record is from RefSeq and is a predicted model, not a curated record.
AAACAAAGAAGUUGGGAAAAGCCAACCCAACCCAACCUGAGGGGCCGUAUCCUUCCCAACUCUAAAACCUUAUCUCCCCACUAUCCGUCCCUUCCUUUCCCCUCCCUUCCAUUCACUCUUCCUCACAACCCAAUCCCGAAACAAACACUCGUUUCGUCACUCUUGAGAGUGCAGCGAAACCAAACCCAAAACCCCUUUUCUUUCUCUUCUCUCAGUCACAGCCUCCAUGGACGCCUUCAAGCUUUCUGCUUCAGAAGAGGUUCAGCACCUCACAAACUCAUCAGAUAAUGACGAGAAAUUUAGUGGUGGGCGUGGUGAUGGUAGUGAUGGUGGGUCUGAGACUGAGGGGUUUGUGAGUGGGGAAGAGGAUUUUGAUUCCGAGAGGGCAUUUGUGAGAGGCUUAGAUGAAGAAACCGUAGUUAAAGCUAUUGCAGGGGAAGAAGAUUCCCCAGUCAAGUUUAUCAAUUCUUCGGAAUUUUUCUAUCCCAGUAGCCAGAGGCCGAUUGCCAAGGUCUCGGUGGAUGAUGAUGAUGGCGAGGAUGAUGCUGGGGAUUCGAAAUAUGAUGUUUUGGGGGCUGAGGAUGUGGUCAGGGAGUCUUUUGUUACUGAUAGGGAUUUGAAGACUGUUGGGGGUGAGAGUUCUGUGGAGAACUUGGGAACGAACGGUGAGAUUUUGGUGGAUACUAGUUUGGGCAAGAAUGCAAAUUUUGGUGAAUUGUUGAAAGAAAAUGGUGUAAGUGGUGGCCAAGGGCAUGUUGUUGAUGCCUUGGUAGGCGGUGAAGUAGAUAAGGAGUUUGAGAAUUCGAAAUUUGUUGAGGGUGUAGGCUCUGUGGUUGAGGGAAGUUCGGUGCCGGAGACGCAAUUGGAGGUGACUGAAAUAGAAAAUAAGAAGGCUGUAGAGUCUAAGGAAGGCGAUGUACUCAAUGGCACAUCAGAAGUUGUAAUAGAGAGUAAAGAGAAUGGUGGAGUGGUUGAAGAAGACAGUACAGUUUUGGGUGGUGUUGAUGAGAAAGAGAACUCUUUGUUUGUAGAACUAGCUGAUGAUAAGUUGGCUGAAAAGGAUGGUGUGGAAUUUACCAGUGAAGGUGACUCAAUUGAGCAAGCUGUACAAGUGAACUUGUCACAGACAGGGGCAGCUGUCGUUGGCGAUGUAGAGACAAUUGAGGAAUCUGAAAUGAAAGGCAUGGAGGUUCCAGUCGAAGGUGUGAGUUUGGAUAAUGGAUUUGAUAAAAUUAGCCAUGAAACUGACGAACCAAAUGACUCAAAGUUGGUGGCUAUGGAUUCCGAGUCUGACAGAGUGGCAGUUGCUGAGUCUGGGAAUGUGGAAGUUCAUGGGCAGAAAGAUGUUGUUGCUGGUGCUGAUGAAGUUGGUUUCGAGAAGAGGCCAGAAAGAGAAGAUGAACUAAAAUCUGAUUCUGAAACCAGACAGAAAGGGCUCACGACAGAGCUAGGUACUGAUGAAGUAGAAGUGGUGUCAGGUGACGAACCUUUUGUAGGGGAUGGAGCUGAAACCCAAACUGUGAACUGUGUUUCUGAUUUAGCACAACAUGAACCGGCGGAUGAGGCAAAACCAGAUAAUUCUAAUUUUGGUGUACAUGAUCAAGUGGAUGAAUUGGAAGCCGCAGUCUCUGUAAAAUCUCUGGCCCCUGAGUUUGUGGAACCGAGUUCCAUUAACCAAGAAAUAAAGCUAGAAGAGGAAGUUCAGAAGAAGCAUUUCCCGGAUGAAGGUGGCAAUGAAUCGGUGAAUGCAAAUUCCAUUUUGGACCGAGAGAUAAAGGUAGAAACCGAAGAUGAUGAUAAGGAUCUUCAAGAUGAUGAUGAUGAUGAUGAUGAUAAGGAUCUCCAAGAUGAUGAAGGGGAGAAUGAAGGUUCAAUAGCAGAUGGUAACAACGAAGGUAUGAUCUUUGGAAGCUCUGAAGCUGCUAAACAAUUCUUGGAAGAAUUGGAAAGAGGAUCAGGUUCUGGUUCUUACUCAGGUUCUGGUUCUGGUUAUCAUGAUCAUUCACAGAGAAUUGAUGGCCAGAUUGUCACAGACUCGGAUGAAGAAGUGGACACUGACGAGGAAGGGGGUGGAAAAGAGUUAUUUGAUGCUGCUUCACUGGCAGCUCUUCUGAAAGCAUCAACAGCUGCUCCCUCAGAUGGUGGCAAUGUUACAAUUACCACCCCAGAUGGAUCCCGGCUUUUCUCCAUUGAGCGUCCUGCUGGUUUAGGAUCUUCAAUCCGCUCUUUGAAACCUGCUUCACGACCAAACAAUUCUAAUCUCUUUACAUCUUCAAAUGUCACAGUUGGGGGAGAUUCUGAGAACAACUUGAGUGAUGAAGAGAAAGCGAAACUGGAAAAGUUUCAACAGAUAAGGGUUCAAUUCUUGAGGCUUGUUCAGAGAUUAGGUGUUUCUACAGAAGAUUCAGUAGCUAGGCAGGUUCUAUACCGCCUAGCUCUUCUUUCAGGGAGGCAAAACAGUCGAGAAUUUAACCCUGAUGCUGCGAAGAUGACAGCUCUCCAGCUUGAAGCAGAGGGAAAAGAUGAUUUGAACUUCUCCUUGAACAUACUGGUUCUUGGGAAAACGGGUGUUGGGAAGAGUGCUACUAUAAAUUCAAUUUUUGGUGAAGAAAAGACCCCAAUUUAUGCAUUUGGACCUGCAACAACUACUGUCAAAGAAAUUGUUGGAGUGGUCGAUGGAGUCAAGAUUAGGGUUUUUGAUACACCAGGUCUUAAAUCUGCUGCAAUGGAACAGAAUGUAAAUCGUAAAAUCUUAUCCUUUGUACAGAAGUUCACGAAAAAAUGCCCCCCGGAUAUUGUCCUCUAUGUGGAUCGGUUGGAUACCCAAAGUAGGGAUCUCAAUGAUGUGCCAUUAUUGAGAUCAAUUACUAGUGCCUUUGGUCCUUCAAUUUGGAGAAGUACCAUAGUCACUCUAACCCAUGGCGCUUCUGCUCCUCCUGAUGGACCAUCAGGUUCCCCUCUGAAUUAUGAGUUGUUUGUUGCUCAGCGGUCUCAGAUCCUCCAGCAGACCAUUGGACAAGCUGUUGGUGAUCUAAGGUUUAUGAGUCCAAGUAUGAUGAGUCCAAUAUGUCUUGUAGAGAACCACCCUUCUUGUCGGAAGAAUAGAGAUGGUCAGAAAGUGCUCCCUAAUGGGCAAAGUUGGAGACCCCAGCUAUUGCUUUUAAGCUACUCUAUGAAGAUUUUAUCUGAGGCAACUAAUCUCUCAAAACCUCAGGAAUCAUUUGAUAACCGUAAGCUCUUUGGUUUCCGUUCCCGUUCACCUCCUCUUCCAUACUUGUUGAAUUGGCUGUUGCAGCCUCGCCCCCAUCCAAAGCUGUCUGCUGAUCAAGAGAAUGCUGAUUCAGACAUUGACUUGGAUGACUUGUCCGAUUCUGAUCAAGAGGAAGAAGAGGAUGAGUAUGAUCAGCUUCCAUCAUUCAAGCCUCUCAAGAAAGCUCAGAUUGCUAAGCUUAGCAAAGAGCAGAGGAAGGCAUACACUGAGGAGUACGAUUAUAGGGUUAAGCUCCUCCAGAAAAAGAUGUGGAGAGAAGAGUUGAGAAGAAUGAAAGAAAUGAAGAAGAAGGGUAAGGUUAGUGCAGAUGAUUAUGGUUAUCUGGGUGAAGAAGAUCCAGAAAAUGGGGGUCCAGCAGCUGUUCCAGUACCUUUACCUGAUAUGGUUCUGCCACCUUCUUUUGAUAGUGAAAAUCCAGCUUACAGGUACCGCUUGUUGGAGCCAACUUCUCAGUUCUCGGCAAGGCCAGUACUGGAUCCCCAAGGGUGGGACCACGACUGUGGGUAUGAUGGUGUCAACCUUGAACAAAGUCUAGCCAUUGCUAAUUCUUUUCCAGCAGCUGUUACUGUUCAGCUUACUAAGGAUAAGAAAGAUUUCACUAUGCAUUUGGAUUCCUCAGUUGCUGCUAAGCAUGGGGAGAACGGAUCAAGUAUGGCAGGCUUUGACAUUCAAAACAUUGGAAAGCAACUUGCAUACAUUGUCAGAGGAGACACCAAAUUCAAAAUUUUCAAGAGGAACAAGACAGGUGCCGGAGUAGCUGUGACAUUUUUAGGUGAAAGUGUCUCCACUGGACUCAAAGUUGAGGAUCAGAUUGCACUUGGCAAGCGUGUGAUAUUGGUUGGUACUGCUGGGACUGUCCGAUCGCAGGGCGAAUCGGUACAUGGAGCGAAUUUGGAGGUGCGGCUGAGGGAAGCAGAUUAUCCAAUUGGCCAAGAUCAAUCCUCAGUUGGUCUGUCUCUAGUGAAGUUUAGGGGUGACUUGGCCUUGAUGGUAAAUCUUGUGUCCCAGUUUUCCCUUGGGCGAAACUACAAGAUGACUGUUCGUGCAGGAGUGAACAACAAGCUCAGUGGACAGAUUUCUGUUAGAACAAGCAGCUCUGAACAACUUCAAAUCGCGCUUGUGGCCGUUCUUCCGAUUGUUAGGGCCAUCUGCAACACCAUCUGGCCAAGAGCCAGUGAGAAUUACUCAAUCUACUAGAUUAUGUUUUAUUUACUCAUCAUAUGCUUCCAUUAGAUGAUGUUUUUAUUUUUAUGAGGUCAAUGUUAUGAUCUUGUUGAAUGUUGCUUAAAUUUGUUUUGAUCUCUAGUUUGCUAUCACUUUCAGAUGAAGUCUAGAUUGCGCGAUGAAUUGUUUAAAAAAUGAGAUGGAACCACCUAGAGGGAAGGGAAUUUAGUUUUACCAUUGUUUCACUUGUUCAAUAAAAUGUUGCUGUUAUGAAUCUGAUCGAGGAUUAUGUGAUUUCAA